Messenger RNA from Astyanax mexicanus (Mexican tetra), 4753 nucleotides. RefSeq names its product pleckstrin homology domain containing, family A member 7a (gene plekha7a). NCBI's taxonomy places the organism in Eukaryota, Metazoa, Chordata, Actinopteri, Characiformes, Acestrorhamphidae. Bases 114 to 3800 code for a protein of 1228 amino acids. Gene Ontology annotation, molecular function: protein binding. The transcript is spliced from 26 exons. The record is from RefSeq and is a predicted model, not a curated record.
UAUGAGAGAAAGUUGUAAGCAGAAGGAGCUAACGCUGGAUAUGACUUUUUUCGUCGGCCGAGCUUCCUCUUACUGGCUCCUCCCCUUUAAGAGCCCUCACUCCGGAGCGGCUAAUGGGUGAAGCUGCUCCCGGGAGCGCGGAUCGGGAGCGCGGGAUCAUGGCGGCGCCGCUCCGGCGGGACACUUUACCUCAGGGCUGGUCUUACGGGGUGUGUCGAGACGGCAGGGUGUUUUUUAUAGAUGAUGAAGCGCGCGCCACUACCUGGCUGCAUCCACUGAGCGGGGAGCCGGUGAACUCGGGGCACAUGCUCCGGUCAGACCUACCGCCGGGCUGGGAGGAGGGCUUCACUAGAGAGGGCGCGAGCUUCUUUAUAGACCAUAAUCAGAGGACCACAUCUUUCAGACAUCCAGUGACGGGUCAGCUCUCUUCUGAGAACGGCGAGUUCAGACUGCAGACUGAAUCGCUGAGCGGACGCAUGCUUAAGCCACAGACAGCCCUCCGGCCCGACAGCACCGUCAGCGAGACUUCCACCACAGUCACUUCUUCUACUGUCGACACCACAGCGGUCUCAAAGUCACAGGGUUCCAGAUUGAGCGGGAGGGUACAUAGCUUUGGUAAGCGGGACAAUGCCAUAAAGAGGAAUCCGAAUGUCCCCGUGGUGCUGCGUGGAUGGCUCCACAAACAGGACGGUUCAGGUAUGCGACUCUGGAGGAGGAAGUGGUUUGUGCUGGCUGACUAUUGCCUCUUUUAUUAUAAAGAUAGUCGAGAGGAGAACGUGUUGGGCAGCAUCCCUCUGCCCAGCUACACCAUCUCCCCGGUGGGGCCGGAGGACCACAUCAGCCGCAAGUACGCCUUCAAGGCCAGUCAUACGGGCAUGCGCUCAUACAUUUACAAACACAGCUCUGUGAUUGGCUCACAGGCGGAGCACGGCGGCAUGAGGACGUACUACUUCAGCGCAGACACACAGGAGGAUAUGAACACUUGGUUGAGGGCCAUGAACCAAGCUGCGCUGAUGCAGAACCACACAGUGAAGAGUGUGCUUGAUGAGUCCGACUGCUCAGACCAGCACUGUACACAUGUGAAGCUUGAGGAGCAGGCAGUACCUCAGAUCAACCACAUCAACAGCUACGUGCUUUUCCAUGCAGAAGCUCCUCAGAGUGAGGGCACUGAAACGCUGAAGCAGGAACUGUUAAUAGAAGAGGAGAAGAGCAGGACUGCUGUUCCUGAGAUGGAGGAGGAGAGGGGGAAAUCGCUGCCGGUCAGGCCGAGAGAGGUGGAGCUCUCAGCACCAGACCUCGCAGCUCCCUCUCAGAGUACGUCCCACCCCCCGUCCCGGGCUGCCUCUACCCUGCCAGCGUCUUUCCGGAACGGAGAGUCCCAGGACAUGAAUGGAAUGGUUGGGUACCAGAGGGGUCCCACCCCACGCUCCGACACACCCACACACACCCAGGGGAGCAGGAGCACCCUGGAACAGGUGGAGAACUGGGUCAAAGGGCAGAAGAGAGAACACAAAGGAUCCGUCUCUGGUGAAGAGACCCUCUCUCGGCGGACCCCUCCAGCACAGACCAGUUCAGGAACAGUGGAAGCCUACCAGUCUGUGCCAAACUCACACCAGCAGCUUCCCAGUGACUACAGAUAUGCCCAGGACCGCCUCAGCCAGCUCCGGGCGGCGCAGGGCAGAUCUCCUCAGCCUGCCACGCGGGAGGGCACCGUGUGGCAGCUGUACGAGUGGCAGCAGAGGCAGCAGUAUCGGCACGCCAGCCCCACCGCUCCCAUUUACGUCCCUGCUCCAGACUACUCCACCGCCGUCUCCUCCACCAGAGCAAACCCGGACACGGCACGCUCAGUAUCUGUGCCCCCUCUGAUCACGAGCGCCCCCGCCCCGGGUCCUCCGGGGCUCAGGUUACUGUCCCCCCGAAGACCCCACACUCCUGCCGAGCGCCUCACCGUCAAACCCCAGGAGGAGAGGCCCGUGGUGGAGGUGCCGCCGUCCAGCUCUCCACGCCGCAUUUACUCUCAAAAGUAUGCUACAGUGGAACGGCGCUCCAUCCCUCCAUCAGGAUACAUUACUCACACUGUGAGUGCUCCUAGUCUUCACAGAAAAACACCGGAGGAGCUCACCCUCCUGCUCAUCCAGCUCCGGAGACACCAGGCUGUCAUGGCCGGAGUGCGCAGUCAAACUCUGGCCCAUCUGCAGCAGCUUUCCCGAGUGCAGGCCGAUGAUACCUAUGUGCAGCUGAAGAAGGACCUGGAGUACCUGGAUCUGAAGAUGGCGGCGAAUGACACGCAGAAAGGAAGGUCAGCCAGAGCAGUGAAGGUGGCCGAGAGUGACGUGGACGUGAAAUUGAGUCGUCUCUGUGAACAAGACAAAACACUGCAGGAGCUUGAGAUCAAACUGAGCACAUUAAAGGAGGAUAAGGACAAGUUGGAGUCGGUCCUGGACGUUGCGCACCAGCAGAUGGAGCAGUACCAAGACCAGCCGAUCCACACGGAGAAGAUCGCCUACCAGCAGCGCCUGCUUCAGGAAGACCUGGUCCACAUUCGUGCUGACAUCUCCAGGGUGGCCACAGAGAUGGAGAGAGCGUGGGCAGAGUAUGGCAGGCUGGAGCAGUCGGUGGAGCGUCUGAGAGAGGCGCUGCAGACCCAGAUGAAUCUCUGCACAGUGCCCCAGGAGAAAUCUCAGUUAAAAAGAGAACUUUGGAGGAUCGAGGACGUGAUGGCCGGACUCAGCUCCACCAAAGAUGCCUUUAAAAUCACUGUUGACUCUGUGCAGAACCCAGAAAGGAAACUUGUGCCUUCAGUGACAGAGUUGCCUUCAAGCUCUGUCACCCCAGCAGAAAUCUGUAAACCCCAGCAUAGUCCCACUCUCAGCCCGCGCUCACUGCCCUCCGAGCACUCAGAGCAGCCUCUCACUGUGCCAAAGUGGGCUGAAGACACUGCCCCGCCCAGACCACCCCUACCCCUUCACUACGAUGAGGACACGCCCCCCGCAGUCCCGCCCCUCCCAAAAGAGACGUCUAUCAUCAGACACACAUCAGUGCGGGGCCUGAAGAGGCAGUCCGACGAGAGGAAGCGCGACCGAGAGAGCAGCUUUGUUAAUGGAGACGGCAGGGAAGAAUUACGUUCUUACUUGAGUGAACCGGAGCUACCUGGCAGUAAGCUGAUGUCAGUUCACCUUUCUGACGAGACGGAAGGAGGCUACCUCACACUCCCAAACAGAGGUCUGUCAGGCUCCUUGUUCAGGCUGAACCAGUCCACUGUUUCCUCUUACAGCACGUUGAGGAGAGACCCUUCAAUGAUGGAAAAACCAAAGAGUGCCUUGGAGCAGCUGUACUCCACGGAGCCCCGGCAGCUCCCUCAGCGAGGGAGGAUGAGUGUGGAGGAGCAGCUGGAGAGGAUGAAGAGACACCAGAGGGCGCUGGUGCGCGAGCGAAAGCGCAACAUUAAUCAGGGCGAGCGGCAGACGUCCAGCUCGCGGUCCUCCUCUCGAACCGUCUGCUCUGACCUGGGACCAGGCUUUGAUUUGCAGAUGUCUGAAAGCACUGUGCUGAAGGCGGGGCAUCAAACUGCAGAGAGGACAGGAGAGAAAGAGACGACUCCGCCCACUGGAUCACAGAAACCAGGAGAAUGGCUCAGGGUUCUGGCCAGACCUGUGGAACUGCAAGACCUGGAGCAUGAGGACAUUGAUCUGGAACUCGAUCGAGAAACUGUACCCAUCCCAAAGUGCCUCCAGGACACACAGCAUGAGGAACCUUUAAUCUACAAUAAGGGAGAAGAGAGCACCCACAGUGUUAAAUGAUAGGUCAGUAUCUAAAGAGGGAUGAAAAGCACGACUUUACCUAGAUGAGGUGAUUUUUUAAAGAAACACUAUAAUAUAUUACAUCCACUGUAUAUCACACCCACACUUUGAUUAGUAGGUUUAGUGGGUGUGUGUUUGAGUAAGAGGACUUUAAAGCUUACUCUUAAACACUACCCUUUCCUCAGGCUGUAUGUGGGUCUCUAAUGAAGUUUAAUUAGUCUGAAAACACAUUUUACAAAUGAAAGACCUUUAAAAUAGCAGACUGCCUUAGAUAAAAAAAUUAGUGGAGGGCAGGAGGUCAGAUAUUGUGAAGCGUGCUGAAGAGCUCGUUACCUGCUGCUGAGCUGGAUCACUUGGACACAUUGUGGGUGAGAGUUGGCUUUGUGUGUUGUCUAGAAAUUUCAUAUAAAUAAGCAUUUACGAACCAAAAUUGUAUCAUAUGAUACAGAAUCAUGACAUUUCAGUGUUCCACUUCUAAAAUCACAAGCCAUUAAACCAAGCUAAACUGCUUGAAUUUUUGCACCAGGAGUAAAGCAGCAUAAAGUUAUACAAAAGCAGUGUGUAAGACUGGUGGAGGAGAACAUGAUGCCAAGAUGCAUGAAAACUAUGAUUAAAAACCAGGGUUAUUCCACCAAAUAUUGAUUAUUUCUGAACUCUUAAAACUUUAUGAAUAUGAACUUGUUUUCUUUGCAUUAUUUGAGGUCUGAAAGCUCUGCAUCUUUUUUUUUUUGUCUAAAUCUAAAUGACAACAAUUUAAUUUAUUUGGAAUUUAGGAGAAAUGAAUCGAAUAAAACAACAAUGUUCAUUUUACUCAAACAUAAACCUAUAAAUAGCAAAACCAGAGAAACUGAUUCAGAAACUGAAGUGGUCUCUUCAUUUUGUCCAGAGCUGUAGAUAACAUCAAAUACUAGUGCAUCUCAAUAUAUAUAAAUACACUGCUCAAACAAAAUCUC